AUGUACGGAAGAAUUUUGCAAGCCCUAAACUUCCUUCACAUGUUGCUGGUCAUGGAUGAACUUACUGCUGUGAAUGUGAAACAAGGCUUCAACAAUCAGCCAGCCUUUACUGGAGAUGAACAUGGCUCAGCCAGAAAUAUUGUAAUUAACCCAUCAAAGAUUGCAGCUUAUUUCAGCAGCAUAUUAGCUGAGAAACUAAAGCUUAACACUUUCCAGGACACCGGAAAGAAGAAACCACAAGUUAAUGCUAAAGAUAAUUACUGGCUGGUUACUGCUCGAUCCCAGAGUGCAAUUCAUAGUUGGUUCUCUGACUUAGCAGGAAAUAAACCACUUGCUAUUUUGGCAAAAAAGGUUCCAAUCCUUAGUAAAAAAGAAGAUGUUUUUGCAUAUUUAGCUAAAUAUUCAGUGCCAAUGGUUCGAGCCACGUGGCUGAUCAAGAUGACGUGUGCCUAUUAUUCUGCUAUUUCUGAAGCUAAAAUUAAGAAACGUCAGGCUACUGAUCCUAAUUUGGGAAUAUCUCAGCGUGGCCAAGGUCGCCGCUCACUCAGCAUUAAUUUCAGAGAGCCAUCUCACGUUCCUGAGAAGGAGCAGAGCCUGUUCUGGCAGAUGUUGAGUAUGAGCCCGUCUGUUAGGAGGAAACCCCUGAAGCUGUACUUCUGCCGAGAAGUUGGGGGUGUGAUUGAUGUGGUGAAUAAGAAAGUCUUGUUCUGGGGGCUAAAAUUGGAUUCUGUGGUUGCCAAGAGCCUUGGCUUCAGUUGCUUGUAUGGGGCUGAUAGGGAAAAAGGACUAUUGGAAAAAAAAUUCCUAAAUGCAACAGUUAACAUUGCAUACAUCAGAAUGGAAACAAAAACUGGGAGACCUGAUAGCCUAGAGUGCCAAACCAAGAGAAGUGUCAAAGUCUCUUCUCCUCAGUCUGUAAGAGGAGUGGCAUUCGCCGUGGGCUGGCCCUUCACAGCAUUCCGACCUGCACUCUCCCCCUCCCCGCACCUGCCAGAAACACAAGCGCGGCUGCCUCUUGGACAGCCAUCUGGACCUUCAAUUAGUCUCCGCUCCACAACCAACACAGGAUGCCUCAGAACUCAAUCAGAAAGAGUAGAAGGAAUGCUAGAAAAACAUGAAUAUUUGACAUGGAUCUUGGAUGUGUUAGAGAAGAUCAGACCGAUGGAUGAUGACCUUCUUAAACUCUUGUUACCACUCAUGCUGCAGUAUUCGGACGAGUUUGUUCAGUCGGCUUACCUGUCUCGUCGUCUUGCCUACUUUUGUGCCCGGCGUCUUGCCUUGCUGCUGAGCGAUAGCCCCAGCCUUCUUGCUGCCCACUCGCCCCACAUGAUGAUAGGACCAAACAACUCAAGCAUCGGGGCCCCCAGCCCUGGCCCCCCUGGCCCCGUCAUGAGUCCCGUGCAGCUGGCCUUCUCAGACUUCCUCUCCUGUGCACAGCAUGGCCCCCUGGUUUAUGGACUUAGUUGUAUGUUGCAGACUGUCACUCUCUGUUGCCCAAGUGCCUUGGUGUGGAAUUAUUCCACAAACGACAAUAAGAGCGCGAACCCAGGCUCGCCCCUGGAUCUGCUGCAGGUGGCCCCCUCCAGUCUCCCCAUGCCGGGUGGGAACACAGCUUUCAAUCAGCAGGUUCGGGCAAGGAUUUAUGAGGUAGAACAGCAGAUAAAACAAAGAGGCCGUGCAGUGGAAGUUCGGUGGUCUUUUGACAAGUGCCAAGAGUCAACAGCAGGGGUGACCAUUAGUCGGGUUUUGCACACGUUGGAAGUGUUGGAUCGACAUUGUUUUGACCGAACUGAUUCCAGCAAUUCAAUGGAGACGCUUUAUCAUAAGAUUUUCUGGGCAAACCAAAACAAAGAUAACCAAGAGGUCGCCCCCAACGAUGAAGCUGUGGUGACCUUGCUGUGUGAAUGGGCGGUGAGCUGCAAACGGUCAGGCAAGCACAGGGCCAUGGCUGUGGCAAAACUCUUGGAGAAGAGGCAGGCGGAAAUCGAAGCAGAGAGAUGUGGUGAAUCAGAGGUCUUGGAUGAGAAGGAGUCCAUUUCUUCAGCCUCUCUUGCUGGAUCUAGUUUGCCUGUUUUCCAGAAUGUGCUACUAAGGUUUUUAGAUACACAGGCCCCCUCAUUAUCGGAUCCAAACAGUGAAUGUGAAAAAGUAGAAUUUGUGAAUUUGGUGCUGCUCUUCUGUGAGUUCAUCCGACACGAUGUCUUCUCCCAUGAUGCGUACAUGUGUACCCUCAUAUCUCGGGGAGACUUGUCAGUCAGCGCCUCGACUCGGCCGCGAUCGCCAGCAGGAGAAAAUGUAGAUGAGCACUAUCCAAAGGACCAUGACAUGAAAAUGGAGAUUUUUUCUCCCAUGCCUGGAGAAUCCUGUGAGAAUGCCAACCCUUCCUUGGGCAGAAGAAUGUCGGUUAAUGGUGAGAAGUUGCUUAAGAGAGAAAAACCCAGGGAGUUGAUUUUUCCAUCUAAUUAUGACCUUCUGCGGCACCUGCAGUAUGCAACACAUUUCCCCAUACCUCUGGAUGAAUCUUCAAGUCAUGAAUGUAACCAGCGCACAAUCCUGCUUUAUGGAGUGGGCAAAGAGCGUGACGAAGCGAAGCAUCAGCUGAAGAAGAUUACCAAAGAUAUUUUGAAAAUCCUAAAUAAGAAGAGCACCACAGAGACAGGGGUUGGAGAUGAAGGACAAAAAACCAGGAAGAACAAACAGGAAGCAUUUCCAACUCUGGAGACUGUGUUCACAAAACUUCAGCUCCUUUCAUAUUUUGAUCAGCAUCAAGUGACAUCUCAGAUCUCCAAUAAUGUGCUGGAACAAAUCACAAGCUUCGCUUCAGGAACAUCCUAUCAUCUCCCUUUGGCUCACCAUAUUCAACUCAUCUUUGAUCUUAUGGAGCCAGCGCUGAACAUCAAUGGACUAAUUGACUUCGCAAUACAGCUGCUAAAUGAACUGAGUGUUGUGGAAGCCGAACUGCUCCUGAAAUCCUCCAGCCUGGCAGGAAGUUACACGACGGGACUGUGUGUGUGCAUUGUGGCUGUUCUCAGGCGGUACCAUAGUUGUCUGAUCCUGAAUCCUGAUCAGACAGCCCAGGUGUUUGAAGGGUUGUGUGGUGUGGUAAAGCAUGUUGUGAACCCCUCAGAAUGUUCUUCCCCCGAGAGAUGCAUCUUAGCCUACCUCUACGAUCUCUAUGUGUCAUGUAGCCACCUCAGAAGUAAAUUUGGAGACCUCUUCAGUAGUGCCUGUUCAAAAGUUAAGCAAACCAUAUAUAAUAAUGUGAUGCCUGCAAAUUCUAACUUGAGAUGGGAUCCGGACUUCAUGAUGGAUUUUAUUGAGAAUCCUUCAGCUCGUAGCAUCAAUUACUCAAUGCUGGGCAAGAUCCUUAGUGACAAUGCAGCCAAUCGCUACAGCUUCGUCUGUAACACGCUCAUGAAUGUAUGUAUGGGCCAUCAGGAUGCUGGAAGGAUUAACGACAUAGCCAAUUUCUCCUCUGAGCUGACAGCUUGCUGCACUGUUCUUAGUUCAGAAUGGCUGGGAGUUCUGAAGGCUCUUUGUUGUUCUUCAAAUCAUGUGUGGGGGUUUAAUGAUGUACUUUGCACUGUAGAUGUGAGUGACCUUUCAUUCCAUGAUUCAUUAGCUACUUUCAUUGCUAUUCUGAUAGCACGACAGUGUUUCUCCCUGGAGGACGUCGUGCAGCACGUCGCACUUCCCUCUCUCCUAGCAGCAGCUUGUGGAGAUGCAGAUGCUGAGCCGGGGGCGAGAAUGACAUGCCGACUCCUGCUUCAUCUCUUCCGAGCUCCCCAGGCCUGCUUGUUACCUCAAGCAACCGGCAAACCUUUCCCUGGAAUAAGAUCAUCUUGUGAUAGACACCUCUUAGCCGCCGCUCACAAUAGCAUUGAAGUGGGAGCCGUGUUUGCUGUCUUAAAAGCAAUUAUGAUGCUUGGAGAUGCCAAGAUUGGCAAUAACAAUGUCAGCUCUUUAAAGAAUGAUGACUUCACCAUGAGAGGUUUACGGCGUGAUGGGAAUGCUGAUGAUAUCUGGACUGCUUCACAAAAUUCAAAAUCCUGUGGGAAAAGCAUUUCCAUAGAAACUGCCAAUUUAAGAGAAUAUGCUAGAUAUGUACUGAGGACUAUCUGUCAACAGGAAUGGGUAGGAGAACAUUGCCUAAAAGAACCUGAAAGAUUGUGCACAGACAAAGAGCUUAUAUUGGACCCUGUGCUUUCAAAUAUGCAAGCACAGAAAUUAUUGCAGCUUAUUUGUUAUCCUCAUGGUAUUAAAGAAUGUACGGAGGGCGACAAUCUGCAGAGACAGCACAUUAAGCGCAUUCUUCAGAAUCUUGAGCAGUGGACGCUGAGGCAGUCCUGGCUAGAACUUCAGUUAAUGAUCAAACAGUGCUUGAAGGACCCUGGCUCUGGUUCAGUGGCUGAGAUGAACAACUUACUGGACAAUAUUGCAAAGGCAACAAUAGAGGUAUUCCAGCAGUCUGCCGACUUGAACAAUAAUUCUUCUAAUUCUGGAAUGGGCCUCUUCAACCCAAAUGGGAUUGCAACUACUGAUGCUGGUAGCACAAGGCAGAAUGGAAUAAAGACAUUUCUAAGUUCCUCUGAACGCAGGGGUGUAUGGCUGGUGGCCCCCCUAAUUGCCAGGCUGCCGACCUCUGUGCAAGGAAGAGUAUUGAAAGCUGCAGGAGAGGAACUGGAGAAGGGACAGCACUUGGGCUCUUCUUCAAAAAAGGAAAGAGACAGACAAAAACAGAAAAGUAUGUCUCUUUUGAGUCAACAACCUUUCCUCUCACUGGUCCUUACCUGCCUUAAGGGACAAGAUGAACAACGGGAAGGCCUCCUAACAUCUCUUCAGAAUCAGGUUAAUCAGAUUUUAAGUAAUUGGAGAGAAGAACGAUACCAGGAUGACAUAAAAGCACGGCAGAUGAUGCAUGAAGCAUUGCAACUUCGCCUAAAUUUGGUAGGAGGAAUGUUUGACACGGUGCAGAGGAGCACCCAGUGGACAACAGACUGGGCCCUCCUCCUGCUUCAGAUCAUAACUUCUGGAACUGUUGACAUGCACACUAACAAUGAAUUAUUCACAACAGUUCUUGACAUGCUGGGUGUGUUAAUCAAUGGAACAUUAGCCUCAGACCUAUCAAAUGCAUCCCCCGGGGGAUCUGAAGAGAACAAACGUGCAUACAUGAAUUUAGUAAAGAAACUGAAGAAAGAGCUAGGAGACAAGAGAUCAGAAAGUAUUGACAAAGUUCGACAGUUGCUACCUUUGCCAAAACAGACAUGUGAUGUCAUUACUUGUGAACCUAUGGGUUCCUUGAUUGACACAAAGGGAAACAAAAUUGCUGGAUUCGACUCCAUAGAUAAAAAACAGGGUCUUCAGGUGUCUACAAAGCAGAAGGUGUCCCCAUGGGAUUUGUUUGAGGGUCAGAAGAACCCAGCUCCUCUGUCUUGGGCCUGGUUCGGGACUGUCCGAGUGGACCGAAAGGUGAUCAAGUACGAGGAGCAGCAUCACCUGCUGUUGUAUCACACACACCCCAUGCCCAAGCCCCGAAGUUACUACCUCGAACCGCUGCCCCUGCCUCCCGAGGAGGAAGAGGAGGAGCCCACAUCUCCCAUCUCUCAGGAACCAGAGCGGAAAUCAGCUGAGCUGUCAGAUCAGGGAAAAACCGCAACAGAUGAAGAGAAGAAAACAAAAGGAAGGAAGCGCAAGACGAAAUCAAGCUCAAGAGUUGACGAGUAUCCACAGAGCAACAUAUACCGAGUGCCUCCUAACUACUCACCCAUUUCCUCCCAGAUGAUGCACCAUCCGCAGUCCACCUUAUGGGGCUAUAACCUCAUGGGUCAGCCCCAGCAGCCGGGUUUUUUUCUUCAGAACCAAUCUCUUACUCCAGGUGGUUCUAGAUUGGACCCCACGGGCUCCUUCGUCCCAACGAAUACCAAACAAGCUCUGUCCAACAUGCUGCAGCGGCGCUCGGGGGCCAUGAUGCAGCCGCCGCCCCUCCACGCCAUCACAUCGCAGCAGCAGCUGAUACAGAUGAAGCUUCUGCAGCAGCAGCAGCAGCAGCGGCUUCUCCGGCAAGCCCAGGCUCGACCUUUCCAGCAGGGCCCGCCAGGGGACCAGGCUGCUCUCUUUGCUGCACAAGCACGGCCCUCCCCUCAGCUCCCCCAGUAUCCAGGGCUGCAGCAAGCACAGACCAUGCCCCAGGGCUAUACGAUGUAUGGAACGCAGAUGCCUUUGCAGCCGACCCCUCAGCAGCAGGCUGGUGGCGUGGUCCUGUCUCCUAGCUAUAACUCCAGGACCUAUCCGGCCACACAUUCCAACCCGGCGCUAAUGGAAAGACUCAGACAGAUGCAGCAGCAGCCCAGUGGCUAUGUUCAGCAGCAGGCGUCACCGUACCUGCAGCCCUUGACCAGCUCUCAGAGACUAAAUCAUCAGUCGCUUCAGCAGAGCCCUCUGGUAGGUGGAGGAAUCGAUGCAGUGCUCACUCCCACGCAUCCAAGCCUCCCCUCGGUGCCCCUGCCUCAGGACCCAAUGAGAACCAGACAGCCGCAGGUUCGACAGCAGCAGAGACUCCUCCAGAUGCAGCAGCCCCCCCAGCCCCAGCAGCCCCCGCAGCCCCAGAGUCAGACCCUUGGUCUCCAAGCGAUGCAGCCCCAGCAGCCUUUGGAACAAGAUAUUCUCUUAAAAAACUUGGUGCAGUUAGUGAAAUCAGAAGAGGCCGGCGCUGGGCCAGAGGUCAUAAGCGCAGUAAGGAAGUACGUAGCAUGCUCCCUGCCCCCAGACAGCUUAGAAUCCCAGGAAGCCGUUGAGCAAUGGCACUGCAUGGCAGAAGCAGAAGUACUGGUGGAGCUGUGUUUGUUGGCCAAGGCUCGUGAAACAAAGCACCACACACCGGGGGGCUUAACCAACAGAAGUGUGUUAUCUCCUAGUUCCAGAGGCUGGGAGUCCAAGAUCAGGGUGUCCGCAGAGGUGGUUCCUUCUGUGGGCCAUGAGGGAGAAAUCCACUCCAGGAGUCUCCCCCUGGCUUUUGGUGGUUUGCUGAUGGUCUUUGGCAUUCCUUGGUCAUCGAAACAGACAUGA
Messenger RNA from Puma concolor (puma), 7065 nucleotides. Lineage: Eukaryota; Metazoa; Chordata; Mammalia; Carnivora; Felidae. The record is from RefSeq and is a predicted model, not a curated record.